Molecule: messenger RNA, 1251 nt
Organism: Acaulospora colombiana
Lineage: Eukaryota; Fungi; Glomeromycota; Glomeromycetes; Diversisporales; Acaulosporaceae
Source: the annotation of a GenBank genome assembly
AUGCCUUUCUUGAUAUCUCUAGACGACAAAGAAAAAUGUGGAAAAACUUCUCGUCUUAUAAAAAUAAUAAAUGGCCGUUUAGUUCGUGAUCACAAAAUUGUAGAGGACGACGUACUUUACAUAUGCAACGGAAAGAUAAUUGAUUCACAAGACUAUUUUUUCUCGGCUAAUGGCGGAGUUCCCGACGAAGUAAUUGACGCCCGAGGAUUGCUGAUCUCUCCUGGAUUUAUCGACGUGCAAAUUAAUGGCGCGUUUGGUGCAGACUUUUCGGAUUGGCAAGGAGAGGAGCGUAUGAAACGCGACGUGGAUAAGGUGGCGAAGGGAUUGUUGAAAUAUGGGUGCACGAGUUUUGUUCCGACGAUGAUUAGUUCGAAGCCGGAAGUGUAUCAAAAAGUGCUUCCGACCCUCAAGCCACGCAAAGGAAAUAAAACUAAUGGAGCAGAGAUCCUAGGUGCUCAUCUCGAAGGUCCUUUCAUACAACCAAGUCAACAUGGCGCGCAUGAAGUAUCACACCUUCGGUCUGCACCAAACGGGUUCUCCGAUUUCGUUGACGUAUAUGGGUUACGCGAAAAUAAAUGUCAAAACGUCAAGAUGAUAACAGUGGCACCCGAGAUCGAAGGAGUCUUGGACAGUAUGGAAGAUUUAAUUCGGAAUGGAGUGACCGUCAGCAUAGGACACUCAUCGGCUACCGUCGCACAGGCUGAAAGUGCGAUUGAGAAGGGGGUCAAGUCCAUUACGCAUCUGUUUAAUGCGAUGCAACAGUUUCACCAUAGGGAUCCGGGAAUCAUUGGUGUGUUAGGUACCACCCGUAUACCCAGGCCGUUUUAUGGAAUCAUAUGUGACGGCAUCCACGCGCAUCCGAAUUCCAUAAAGAUUGCUUAUGACUGUCAUCCUCGUGGUGCGAUUCUUAUUACCGAUGCCAUUGCAGCUAUGGGUUUACCUCCGGGAAAUUACACUUUUGGUAGAAUUCCCAUUCGCAAGAUAGGCGAUGAUAGGGUCGAGGUCAUAGAAACUGGAAAACUUGCAGGAUCGGUUAUUACCAUUGACGCCUGUGUCAGGAAUUUUAGGAAGUUUACGGGAUGCUCGAUUGUUGAAGCCAUAGAAGCAGCAACCUUACAUCCGGCUGAGCUUUUAGGAAUACAACACAUCAAGGGUACACUUCACGCGGGCGCGGAUGCUGACUUGGUGUUUCUGAAUGACGACCUUAAAAUUAUUAAAUGUUUCAUAGCUGGAGAGGAGGUUGACAUUUGA